This is a messenger RNA of Arachis stenosperma, 624 nucleotides long. RefSeq names its product protein DMP6-like. The record is from RefSeq and is a predicted model, not a curated record. The transcript has a single exon. Lineage: Eukaryota; Viridiplantae; Streptophyta; Magnoliopsida; Fabales; Fabaceae. The coding region runs from base 1 to 624 and encodes 207 amino acids. Gene Ontology annotation, biological process: endomembrane system organization.
AUGGAUGCUGAAGCAAGUGGUACCCAGAAUCAAGAAGAAAAGCUCCCACUCCUGAGCAAUGCAGAGAUUCCGGAGGCAGAGAGGAACCAGAUUCAGAAAGCCAUUAGCCAGACAUUUGAGAGCACAGCAAACUUGGCAAACCUUCUACCUACUGGCACUGUCCUUGCUUUCCGUCUUCUGUCUCCAAUCUUCACAAACGAGGGCAGCUGCGACUUGGUCAGCAAGACCAUGACUGCUGUACUUGUAGCUAUCUGUGGUGCCUUAUGCAUCUUGCUAUGCUUCACAGAUAGCAUAAAAGACAGCAAGGGGAACAUCUGUUAUGGGUUUGCCACAUUUUCAGGCCUGUGGCUUAUCGAUGGAUCAACCACACUUCCACCAGAAUUUGCUGCUAAAUAUAAACUGCGGUUUAUAGAUUUCAUGCAUGCAGCUGUAUCAGCUUUGGUGUUUGCAGCAAUUGCAUUAUUUGAUCAGAAUGUAGUAAGUUGCUUCUUUCCAGAGCCAUCUCUAGAGACAGAGGAAAUCCUCACAGUAUUGCCUGUGGGCAUUGGCAUUUUCUGCAGCAUUUUCUUUGUUGUAUUUCCUACAAAGAGACAUGGAAUUGGCUUCCCACUUUCAACAAGUUAA